GAGCACCGGAAGUGUCGCAGGAGAAGAAGUGUGUUACAGCUGUAGUGUGUAAUGUCGCCCCCAGCGGCCGGAGAGUGGAACUACAACUACAGCUGCUCACAAUUCAUAUGUGCUCGACAGACAGGAUCUCCACCCAGUGUGCUGAUUGGCUGUUGGUCCCUCAGAGGGCAGAGCCUGGGUCUUUAAAUGUACUGAGCUCUUCAGUAGUUAGUUCAGUAGAGCAAACAGAGUUACACGACGCACAAGUCAGGAACCCGAGACGUUUUUAGCAGCAUGGCCUGGUUUGUACACACGUUGAUGCGUUUCCUGACAGCACUGCUGAUGAUGAUCAUGAUGGAGGCCGAGGCGACAUACGGACCGUACAGAUUUAUCCAGGACAGACCUGCAGCGAGACGCAGACCACUGACCUACAGCAGACCUGCUCAUGGAAACAUCAUCAAUGGAGCUCAUGCCAUUAACCCCAGGUUUUACGGGAAUUUCCAUCAUCGGCCGCCUUGGAAGUGGCCCGUGUUCCCCCACCACCGACCCGUCUUUCCUGUCCAGCCUCCAGUUGUGCCAGUGGUGCCACCAAAGCUAACGCUAACCAAGCCGUGCGUCACAGCGCCACCCACAGUGCCCACUCCAACCGUAACCACAACUCCAGCCCCUCCUCCCGCUUUAUCCACCACGACGCCCAUCACCCUGCCGCUCAGUACCCUGAGUGCCACCACUCCCCCUGCUGCUCCUCCCACUCAUCCAGCUCCGGCAGAGGUGUGCAAGAGCCGCCCGCUGGACCUGGUGUUCGUCAUCGACAGCUCUCGCAGCGUACGUCCUGCCGAAUUCGAGAAGGUCAAAGUGUUCCUCUCGGACCUGGUGGACACGCUGGACGUUGGCGUCGAUGCCACGCGUGUCGGAUUGGUCAACUACGCCAGCACGGUCAAUAUCGAGUUCCUCCUGAAGACGUACGCCAACAAAGCGGAUCUCAAACGUGCCUUCUCUCGGGUCGAGCCGCUCUCCACCGGGACCAUGACCGGCUUGGCCAUCAAAACGGCGAUGGAGCACACGUUCACCGAAGAGUCCGGCGCUAGGACGGCGAAUAAAAACAUCCCGAAGGUGGCCAUCAUCGUAACGGACGGGCGGCCGCAGGACAAAGUGGAGGAGGUGUCGGCUUCAGCGAGGGCUCUCGGGAUCGAGAUCUACGCCGUCGGAGUGGACAGGGCCGACAUGAAAUCUCUGCAAGCGAUGGCGAGCCAGCCGCUGGACGAUCACGUGUUCUACGUGGAGACGUACGGCGUGAUCGAGAAACUCACGUCCAAGUUUAGGGAAACUCUCUGUGGCAUCAAUGCAUGUGCCCUCGGACACGACUGCGAGCACGAAUGCGUGAACAACUACAACUCGUACUACUGCGAGUGCAGAGAGGGAUAUGUGCUUAACCCGGACAAGAAAACAUGCUCACAAGCCAAGGAGGCUCGUGGUGAUUUGGUGGAGGAACCGUGUAUGUGUGAAGCUCAGAUCGCGUUCCAGAGGAAAGUCCAUCACAGUAUUAAAGAGAUAAAUGGCAAACUGGACGAUCUUUCAAGAAGAGUCGAUCAGUUCCAGCUGCGCUGAAUCCGCACACUCGCGUGAUGGCGUUGUCGCUAAUACUCAGCAGCUCGCCGCUCUCUUGUAGCCGAGCCUAUUAGACGUUCCUCUUUCCUCUGCUGCUUUGCAUUUAUCUUUCAAAAAGCAUGUUAACCUAAAGUAACCCAGUUAACUACCGUUAUUGUUUACUUGGAGUAGACUGAAAUCGAUCAUAUAUAAAAACUUGGAUGCAGUAGACUCAUUAAUGUUUGCCCAGUCUCCUUUUAUUUUGUAAAAAUAAAAGAUUUAGAGAACCUCAUGAAGGUUUGUUUUUGUUUUAUUUUAGGAGAAAUAUUUUUUUCUCUGGGAAAGAUUCAAUCUAAUGUGUGAUGUUCCCUCUGUUUGUGAUUCUUUGUAUAGAUUUUUUUUAGGUAAUAAAAAUGGCUUGUGAAACAUUUCUGUCGUUAUUCUAUCAUUGCAAAGAGACUGAUUUAUACUGUAUAACGUGUGUCCUACAUACUGUGGAAACACCCUAGCAACCACAUGGGAUACCAUGACGACCACCUAGCAACACACUAACAACCACCUGG
Molecule: messenger RNA, 2129 nt
Organism: Ictalurus punctatus (channel catfish)
Lineage: Eukaryota; Metazoa; Chordata; Actinopteri; Siluriformes; Ictaluridae
Gene: matn3b
Product: matrilin 3b
Exons: 7
Coding region: 274-1587 (437 amino acids)
Molecular function (GO): calcium ion binding
Source: RefSeq, a predicted model, not a curated record